GUUUUAUCCGUAUUCCCCGAUGAUGUAUGGGCGGGCUGGCUGGGUUAGGUGGCUAGGUACCUAAGGUACCUAGCUGGGCAGCUAGGCGAGCUCCUUACAUAAGGCAUUACAGGGGCACAUCCCACCAUCGGAGCUAGCAAAUCGUGGGCAGCCGUGGGGUCAAGCGAGACGGGGAGGGACGGGCAACUUUUACAAUACACCUACAUUACCUCAAGACUUCCUCCCUACAUACUAUGUAUAACAUAUAACGAAUAACAAAUAACACUCUCUUACUCCUCCAAUUAAAUCCUGACCGCAUUCGUCAAAGGACCAUGACUCAACUAGAUUUCGCGCCGUUAGCCAAUGACCUAAUCCUAAGGACAGCCAGAGGUGAGGAUGUAGAGCGCGCGCCGAUAUGGAUUAUGCGUCAAGCUGGCCGGUAUCUACCCGAAUACCACGAAGCCAAAGGUAAUCGCGACUUUUUCGAAUGCUGUCGCGAUCCCGAAGUCGCUUCGACCCUGACUCUUCAGCCCAUCGAGCGGUUCGCCGGUCUACUAGACGCCUCCAUCAUCUUCUCCGAUAUCCUCGUCGUACCGCAGGCUCUUGGAAUGGUGGUGGAAAUGGUCGACAAGAAGGGACCGCACUUCCCGGAUCCACUCCAAUCGCCUGACGAUGGCCAAUACUCUAAGGUCCUCAACAAAAACGUGGAUGUCGCGGCUGAGCUAGAUUACGUGUAUAAGGCGAUAACUUUGACGAGGAAGAAGCUGAACGGCCGUGUACCGUUAAUUGGGUUCUGCGGUGCUCCCUGGACUCUCUUUUGCUAUAUGGUCGAAGGAGGCGGUACAAAGCUGUUCAUCCAAAGCAAGAAGUGGAUUUACCGAUACCCCGAGGAGUCUAAGGCCUUGCUGCAAAAGAUCUCGGAGGUCUGCGUCGAGUAUCUGGCGCUGCAAGUCAAGGCGGGCGCUCAGCUCAUUCAAGUCUUCGAUUCGUGGGCAGGAGAGCUCUCGCCUUCGACAUUCAAGAAAUUCAGCGAACCCUACCUAGCUUAUAUCUCGCAGAACCUGCCAAAGAGGCUAGCCGAACUGGGCUUGGAACGUGUGCCUAUGAUCGUUUUCCCCAAGGGAGCCAAUUUUGCGUUAGACUCGGUUUGCGAUCUAGGCUACGACGUCGUCGGUCUGGACUGGCAGAUCGACCCCGCCGAAGCCGUCAAGAUCCGGGGAAACCGGCGGAUAGUCUUCCAGGGGAAUGCGGACCCGGGAGUGUUAUACGGGACAAAAGCGUCGAUAACUGAGACGGUAGAAGAAAUGGUUAAAGGGUUUGGAGGUGGCAAGAAGGGUUGGAUUGCGAAUCUCGGCCACGGCAUUACGCCGUUGGUGAACCCGGAGGAUCUUAAGUUCUAUCUACAAGAAAUCCAACGCUUAACUAGUAGGUAACGAAUACCUAUCUUCAAAAUCUACCGCAUUUCCAGCUAGUCUAUCUGGGGUUUUCUAUAAAAUUCUAUCGAUCUGGGAAGCUCGCGUCUAAAUCUAUUCCACUCCUAGUUGAUGUCAGAAUGCUAUCCAGGGCAAGAGUGAAUACCUAAGAUAAACCAGUGAUGUCGACGAAAAUAUUUAACUUACCAUGAGACUGACCACGCAAUCUUUCCACCCAAACUCUUACAAACCCUUUGGCUCUUCGGGUUAUCUGGAGCAACAUCGGCCCAGCAAUGCUCAUCGUCAUCGUACUCCUUCAAGCGCUCGCGCAGGAUCUUAACAGCAGCCGCCUUUGCAAAGCCCCUGCCGCGCCACUCCUCCUCGCAGUGCAAGUUGCUCAGCGAAGAGUCGGGCCCCAGCAAGACCCACGCGAUAGGCGUGCCGUCGCUCUUGUACACGGCCAUGCUAGGCAGCAAUACGAUAGUUCGUCUGU
Molecule: messenger RNA, 1884 nt
Organism: Daldinia caldariorum
Lineage: Eukaryota; Fungi; Ascomycota; Sordariomycetes; Xylariales; Hypoxylaceae
Product: uroporphyrinogen decarboxylase
Exons: 3
Coding region: 312-1412 (366 amino acids)
Biological process (GO): heme biosynthetic process
Cellular component (GO): cytosol
Molecular function (GO): uroporphyrinogen decarboxylase activity
Source: RefSeq, a predicted model, not a curated record